Hemibagrus wyckioides is the source of this 708-nucleotide messenger RNA. Its product is annotated as lactose-binding lectin l-2-like. Gene Ontology annotation, molecular function: signaling receptor activity. The transcript has 7 exons. The coding region runs from base 63 to 581 and encodes 172 amino acids. The record is from RefSeq and is a predicted model, not a curated record. Lineage: Eukaryota; Metazoa; Chordata; Actinopteri; Siluriformes; Bagridae.
ACCACUUACCUUAUUUGCUACAUCAAGCGAGAAAAGACUAGAUUACCUGAAAAUUCAGAGCUAUGGCUUGUCAGACCAAAGUGGUGAUGCUUCUUAUUCUUGCCACUGCAGUAACAGCUUUGGCAACCGAUUUUGAUCAGAUUGUGAAAGAAAACAAUGUAAUCAAAGGAAGAUAUUUUGCAAAUUGUCCAUUUGGCUGGGUGCACUAUGAUGGACGCUGCUACUUGUAUCAGGGCACCAAACUGGAUUGGGUUGCUGCUGAGAACCACUGUCUGAGUUUGGAUGCAAACUUGGUCUCAAUACACAGCGAGAAUGAAUAUCAGCUGGUUAAGGCUCUUAUCCGUGCUCAUGGCCACCAGGCGGAUCAUACAUAUAUCGGCCUCAGCGGGUGUCAGAAGGCAUUUAACUUUUUUUGGUCUGAUGGCACCAAAUUGACUUUCACCAAGUGGAAUCCAGGACAACCAGACAAUUAUGGUGGACGAGAGAGCUGUGUGCAUAUAACCAAUCAUGACUAUAAAGACUGGAAUGAUAUUUCUUGUGACCACUCCUAUCCCUUUGUGUGUGCCAAGAGAAGUGGCUGAAUCUCUCCCAGCUGCAUCUCACCAUCUUUAAUACAAUAUCUUUCCUUGUCACUGUUGGAUUAAUAAAAAGCAACUGUGGCAGAUUACCAUAAUUGCAGCAAUAAACAAUUCUAAAAAAACAAACAAA